AGCAACAAAAACAACAACUAGCAGAGCAGGCCGUCACGUAUCUCUCGUCUCCUACUCGAGUGCUCGCCGUCCGGUCUACUCGCCGCGCGCAGCCGCCAUGGAUCCAUCUCGAUCUUUCAUCAAAGACGUGAAGCGGAUCAUCAUAAAGGUGGGGACUGCAGUUGUCACAAGGGCAGAUGGGAGAUUAGCUCUUGGAAGACUGGGGGCCCUUUGCGAGCAGGUUAAAGAACUUAAUUAUAGUGGUUUUGAAGUAAUCCUGGUUACUUCAGGUGCGGUUGGUGUUGGCCGGCAAAGGCUUAGAUUUAGGAAACUGGUCAACAGCAGCUUUGCUGAUCUCCAGAAACCCCAAGUGGAGCUAGAUGGGAAGGCUUGUGCCGCUGUUGGUCAAAGUGGGCUAAUGGCUUUGUAUGAUGCCUUAUUUAGUCAGUUGGAUGUGACAUCAUCUCAGCUUCUUGUCACCGAUAGCGACUUUAAGGAUCCAAAUUUCCGGAUGCAACUCUGUCAGACUGUGAAAUCAUUGUUAGCUUUGAAAGUUAUUCCUGUAUUCAAUGAAAAUGAUGCAGUAAGUACUAGGAGAGCUCCAUAUGAGGAUUCUUCUGGUAUCUUUUGGGAUAAUGACAGUUUAGCGGCUUUAUUAGCUUUGGAACUGAAAGCUGAUCUUCUUGUUCUGCUAAGUGAUGUUGAAGGUCUAUAUAGUGGUCCCCCUGGUGAACCACAUUCAAAGUUAAUACAUACCUAUGUGAAAGAAAGGCAUCAUGGUGAGAUAACUUUUGGAGACAAGUCCAGAGUAGGAAGAGGAGGUAUGACUGCUAAAGUGAAGGCUGCAGUGUAUGCUGCUUAUGCAGGCACCCCUGUUGUGAUUACAAGUGGUUUCACUACUGAUAGCAUCAUUAAAGUAGUUCAAGGUGAGAGAGUUGGUACCCUUUUCCAUCAGGACGCAAGUAAGUGGGCAUUGCCGAAAGAAGUUAGUGCACGUUGCAUGGCAGUGUCAGCAAGAGAAUGUUCAAGGCGACUUCAGAGUUUAUCGUCAGAGGAACGCAAGAAGAUCUUGUUGGACAUUGCUAAUGCUUUAGAAGCAAAUGAGAAAUUAAUUAGAAUUGAAAAUGAGGCUGAUGUCUCUGCUGCACAACAGGCUGGAUAUGAAAAAUCAUUAAUUUCUAGAUUGACUCUGAAGCCAGGCAAGAUAUCUUGUCUUGCAAACUCCAUUCGUGUACUUGCAGAUAUGGAAGAUCCGAUAUGCCGAGUCUUGAAAAGAACAGAGCUUGCUGAUGGGCUCAUCUUAGAAAAGACAUCCUGCCCCUUGGGAGUUCUUCUCAUUGUUUUUGAGUCGAGGCCUGAUGCCUUAGUUCAAAUUGCAUCUUUAGCUGUUCGAAGUGGGAACGGCCUUCUUCUGAAAGGUGGCAAAGAAGCCAUGAGAUCUAAUGCAAUUUUGCAUAAGGUCAUUACAGGAGCAAUUCCAGAUGUAGGUGAAAAGCUUAUUGGGCUUGUCACAUCAAGAGAUGAGAUUCCGGAUCUGCUAAAGCUUGAUGAUGUUAUUGAUCUUGUUAUCCCAAGAGGUAGCAAUAAACUUGUUACUCAAAUUAAGGAAUCCACCAAGAUUCCUGUACUAGGUCAUGCAGAUGGCAUUUGUCAUGUAUAUAUUGACAAAUCUGCUGACAUCGAAAUGGCAAAGCGCAUCGUGUUGGAUGCCAAGACUGAUUAUCCAGCAGCUUGUAAUGCUAUGGAAACACUUCUUGUGCACAAGGAUCUCUUGAAGACUGAGGGGCUUAAUAAUUUGUUAACGGAGCUGAAAAAUGAAGGGGUUGCUUUAUAUGGUGGAUCUAUAGUAAGUCUCGAGUACGGUAUUUCUGAAGCACCAUCAUUUCAUCACGAGUACAAUUCAAUGGCUUGUACAAUUGAAGUAGUUGAUGAUAUACAUGGUGCAAUUGACCAUAUACAUCAAUAUGGAAGUGCACAUACUGACUGCAUAGUCGCCGAGGAUCUUGCAGCUGCAGAGAUCUUUCUCCAUCAAGUUGACAGUGCUGCAGUGUUUCACAAUGCUAGCACACGCUUCUGUGAUGGAGCCCGUUUUGGACUUGGUGCAGAGGUGGGUAUAAGUACAAGUAGGAUUCAUGCUCGAGGCCCAGUUGGUGUCGAAGGAUUAUUAACCACUCGAUGGAUUUUGAGAGGUAAUGGACAAGUUGUGGAUGGUGAUAAAGGGGUAGUGUACACCCACCGGAAUCUUCCAUUGUAGCAAAUGAGAACUUGAGCUUUGAAGGGAUGGGGAUUUGGUUCACUUGAUGCGAGAGUUGGUUCCAGCAUUCCCAAAGUAUUUGCGUGUCUGUACUGUAGGAACUCUUCGAAGUUGUAGCAGCAGUUUAUGGUUGUUGUUUAUGGCUAAGGUUCCUUUCUGAAUAAGGUCACGUCCCCACUCCAUGUGGUUGAUGUAUCAAAUGCUUGUUGCCUCUGCUAUCAUGAGAUUUUUUAUUUGAUACAGUGUCAAUCUUUUCUAGAACUUUAAAAUGAUAUUCGGUGAGCUCGUGGCAGUUUUAA
This is a messenger RNA of Musa acuminata subsp. malaccensis (wild Malaysian banana), 2532 nucleotides long. RefSeq names its product delta-1-pyrroline-5-carboxylate synthase 1. The record is from RefSeq and is a predicted model, not a curated record. Gene Ontology annotation, molecular function: glutamate 5-kinase activity; glutamate-5-semialdehyde dehydrogenase (NADP+) activity; ATP binding. NCBI's taxonomy places the organism in Eukaryota, Viridiplantae, Streptophyta, Magnoliopsida, Zingiberales, Musaceae. Gene Ontology annotation, cellular component: cytoplasm.